Molecule: messenger RNA, 7166 nt
Organism: Danio aesculapii
Lineage: Eukaryota; Metazoa; Chordata; Actinopteri; Cypriniformes; Danionidae
Gene: wnk4b
Product: WNK lysine deficient protein kinase 4b
Exons: 20
Coding region: 329-4996 (1555 amino acids)
Biological process (GO): renal sodium ion absorption; monoatomic ion homeostasis; protein phosphorylation
Cellular component (GO): cytosol; cytoplasm
Molecular function (GO): ATP binding; potassium channel inhibitor activity; protein serine/threonine kinase activity
Source: RefSeq, a predicted model, not a curated record
CAGAGCGUACAGACAGACACUUGCGUUUGGAAAGCAAAGCCACAGCAUGCGCUCUGUGGAGACGGUCGAACGUCACACCAAGAUAUUAAGAUAAAUCAAAUAACCGAAUCAAUAUCCAGCAAAUAUCUGAUCGAUUAACAUUUCUACAGAACGUUGACUUGCGUUCGCAUUAUUCCACAAUCGCGUGGACAUUAUAAGAACAUAGCCUACAAUCAGCAUUGAGCUCCUGGAGAAGUUCUGCUGUUAUGGUCUGGAGGAUUGUGUUAGGCUAAAUUGUUAUGUAGAAAUACUGGACGUCUAAUGCGCUAGAUUACGCGCUGCAUUUCUGAUGUUAACUGCACCGAUACCUGCUCCAAUGUCUCAGGCUGAGGUUGACAUGGCUGGUCUUGGCUUCUCGAAGUUGCCUGCAGGGUUUGACGCGGACUCGUUCUUCCCAGCGCGCCUGCCGCCGAGACGGAGGAGACACUCGGCAAACUCCAGGAGGAAUGCCUACAGGUUCAACAAACUCCACACCAUGGACGUGGAGCCCCAGGAGAGCGUCGCUCCUCUCACGAAAACACUUUCUUGGUCAGCCGACAACAUUUUAUCGGAAAACGCCAACGAGGAGAAAAAGACGCACUCUUCUCCUCCGAUGUCACCUGUCUCUAGUUCACCCCCUGAGACGCAGGACUCGGACCCGCGACCGCUGGACAAUUGGGCCGCCGAGGAGCCCAGCGCGCAGGAGGCUGAUGCCAGCUCGGACUCGGACGAUGAAAGCACCCAGAAGAAAGUGGUUUUGUCGAGAGCCCCAUUUGAGAGCAAACGCGAGCAGGAGGAAAAGGAAGAGGUCGAGACUAAAGCUGUGGCGACUUCACCUGACGGAAGGUUUCUGAAAUUUAACAUUGAGAUUGGAAGGGGGUCUUUUAAGACCGUCUACAAAGGCUUGGAUACGGAGACCACUGUGGAAGUUGCUUGGUGUGAACUUCAGACCCGAAGGCUGACAAAAGUGGAACGGCAGCGUUUCAGUGAAGAGGUGGAGAUGCUGAAGUGCCUCCAGCAUCCAAACAUUGUCCGAUUCUAUGACUCCUGGAAGUCCACCAUGAAAGGGCACAAGUGCAUCAUCCUGGUGACGGAGCUCAUGACGUCAGGGACGCUAAAGACGUAUCUGAAAAGGUUCAAAGAAAUGAAGCUGAAACUUCUCCAGCGCUGGAGUAAUCAGAUCUUGAAAGGCCUUCACUUUCUGCACACCCGAACACCUCCUAUAAUUCACAGAGACCUUAAAUGUGACAACAUCUUCAUCACUGGCCCCACUGGAUCUGUUAAGAUUGGAGAUUUGGGCCUAGCCACCCUCAAGAGUGCCUCUUUUGCCAAAAGUGUCAUCGGAACUCCCGAGUUCAUGGCUCCAGAGAUGUAUGAGGAAAAAUAUGAUGAAGCUGUGGACGUUUACGCCUUUGGCAUGUGCAUCCUAGAGAUGACCACAUCAGAAUACCCUUACUCAGAGUGCCAAAACGCUGCACAGAUCUACCGCAAAGUCACCAGUGGCAUGAAGCCAGACAGUUUCUACAAAGUUAAAGUCCCCGAGCUGAAAGAGAUCAUUGAGGGAUGCAUCCGGAUGAACAAAGACGAAAGGUACACCAUCCAGGACCUGUUAGAGCACACCUUCUUCCAAGAGAAUAAUGGGGUCCAUGUCGAACUGGCUGAGGAAGAUGACAUGGUGAAGUCUGGCCUUAAGUUAUGGCUUCGAAUGGACGACACCAAGAAGCUUCAUGGCAAAUACAAGGACAACAAUGCCAUUGAGUUCCUGUUUGAACUCUACAAGGACGUCCCAGAGGAGGUGGCUCAGGAGAUGGUUGUUCUUGGCUUCGUCUGCGAGGCCGACUAUAAGCUUGUGGCCAAAGCCAUUCGAGACCGCGUCACCACCAUCAAGCGCCAACGAGAGAAGCUUCGCCGACAUGUUGAAGGAGAGCUGAUAAGACGUCAAGAGGAGGUGAUUGAGGAGGAACCAGAACCAAGUGUUGAAACUGACUCUUUGGUUUCCAGCGCACCUGCUCUUAGACCUCCAGUAGAGACGCCUGUAUCUGCCCCUACUCAAGCUCCGCCCACAGUCACAGUGUCAGGCCCCACCCCCCUGCCUGCAAAUGAAUCUCUGGACUCUGGCUUCAAUGCUAGCUUUGCCACUGAACCUGAGGAACCAGCAGAUGCAGACCAACGGCAGCAUUUUAACAUACGCCAUGCCAGCUACUCAUCAGCAACAUCUGACUGUGAGACUGAUGGUUAUCUCAGCUCCUCUGGCCUUCAGGAGCCUUCAGAAGCUCGAGCUCCAUUAGCAAACCAACCCUCCACAGCUCCACCACUAACCUGUGUGGCACCUCGUGUGGAAACUCCACCUGUUGAGGCUCCUCCUACUGAAGUCCCUCCCACUCCAGCAGUCCCAGCACUCCGCUUCCCCUCGAGUAUUGCUGUGUUCCAAAACACAGAGAAGGCGCAGUCAGGAAGUGCCAGUGGUUUUUCCUCUCCUGUUGACAGCUACGCUUCUGAUGUCACCUCGGGUUUGAGUGACGGAAACGAGGGCCUUUCGGAGAGGGCCGGGAAAGGUCAGAGCAAACGCACAGGAACCAAGCUGCUCAGGAAGAGGGCUCGCUCACGGCUACGCAUCACUGGGCUGUCAGAUAAAGUGGACCGGGUUGUGGAGUGUCAACUGCAGACCCAUAACAGCAAAAUGGUGACAUUUAAAUUUGAUCUGGACGGAGACAACCCAGAAGAUAUUGCCACAGUCAUGGUACUUAAUGAGUUUAUUCUACCUGGGGAGAAGGAGGGAUUCAUCCACCGCAUGAGGGACAUCAUUCGUCGGGCAGAGGCCCUGAUGAGGAGAGAGCCUUUGGAGCCGCUGGGGCCGACAGACGCUGCUCAUCUCAAUUACCUAAGUGGAGUCGGCUCUCUGUCCGCCUCACAGCCCAAUCUCUACACACAGGGUCUCGCUCGCACACACUCCUCCUCCUCACUGCCAGAUUAUGCUGCUGGCAGUAUAGGUCCAGUGACUCGGGGUUCCUCACCUACUCUAAGUGCUGACUUUUAUGUCGAUCCUGAUGCCGUUCCACCCGUCCGUCCUCUGCGUUCACAAUCCUUCCACACUACAGGUUCAACCCAGAACUUCCAGUCUCCUGCACACUCCUAUUCGCAGUUCUCCCACCCUGAUGUUCUGCCACAUCUCCUGCCGAAUCAGAUGUCUGCCAUGCCCCCUCAGUUCACCAAUCCACCUUAUGUCCAUAACACCCACUUCACCCCUUACCCCUACCAAGUGGACCACACUUCCCUCAAGAGUCCCCUCAACCCAAGUCCACUCACCCGUGUCCCCAGCAACCCAAACUUCUCUUCCUCGUCUUCUUCCUCUUCAAUAGUUUCACCAGUUCAGUGCGUUGAGACGCCACCUCAAGCAGAAACCAGCACUCUACCGCUUGGAGUUGCUCCUCCGCCAGGUCCACAAGCUCCAGGCAUGUGGCCACCCCCUUCCCAGCAGCCUUUCAUUUCACUCGCCAAUGUUCUGUCUCUGGCUAUGAACUUUGCACAGUCCUUUAUCCCCCCUGGAUCCAUGCCUCAAGGUUUUCACCCUCAAAUGACCCCUCAGCCUGGGUAUGGCCCUAUGUACCCAGCUCAGCAUGCGAGCAUGAGCGCUGCUGAUGCUCAGUUCCACCAAGGGGUACUGAACAGUCAGUAUAUGGAUAUGUACCAAUAUGCUGAUCCACAUGCACAGAUUCUGGCACAAGUUCCUGAACCUCAAGAAGGGAGACAAACUAUGUCUCCACAGGCAGUCUCUCUUGGAGAUACAAGAACAGGCAUGACUCCCGAGAUUAAACAAUCCAUUCCCACAAACCCAAGCCCUUCUCCUCUGAGCAAAAGUGUCCCUCUGGCAGAGAACCAGUCCACCACCUUGGGGCAGCUCAGAGAGCGGGCAGACAGUUCAGCGUCGAGCUCCCGCACCACAUCCAGCACAAGCUCACCAGCAUCUUCCACAUCCGCCAGUCCGCAAAACACUGUUUCUCCGCCUGUUCUAAGGUCCUCCCCGACUCUGUCCAUGUCUCUGGCGGUGUCUGAAACUACUAAUAAUAUUGCAGCCAAAUGCAGACUCUCACCUAUAUCUGAAGAGAAAAAGCCUUUUGUGACUGUGGGACGUUUCCAUGUUAGUCCAAGCAAGGAAAUCCCAAUUCAAGCACCCAACCUGACCCCUAGCCUGACACAAACUCCCACCCCUACAACUUCGUCCAUAUCAAUGCUAACCCAAACAUCUCAUAAAACACUUCCCCAAGCCACGCCCCACACAAACCACAGCCAAUCAGACAGCAGCACAGAUGUCCAGGUGGAUUCUGAAAGCAGUCCCAGCUCUCUAAAUGACUCCCCACCACUCACCAAGCAGCCUAACGUGACUUUACCCAAAGCAAUCAGCGCCCCCAAGUGGACUGAAGAAACCAAAUCCCCAGACAGAAGAGUUGUAGAUCCUGAUGAGAGAUGUGAAAUAGGGGAGGAGGUGGAGGAGGGGACAGAAAGUAGGCGGAGGAGGAUAAGUGUGAGUCUGCUGGACAGUUCAGCCGGGAGUCCUCAGUUCAGUCUAAGUCAGCCGUGGAUGAGUUACACACGCAGCACAUCGUGCGCCAGCAGCGACGACACCGAGAGCGAAGACGAGGAAAUGAAUCAGGAGCUGCAGCAACUCAGAGAGAGACAUUUGGCAGAGGUGCAGGCCCUCCAGGCCUCACAAAAGCAGCAGAUCGAGGAGCUGUACAAACGCAUUGGUAAAGUGCCCCCUCCUGGAAUCGUGUCCCCAGCAGCCAUGUUGUCUAGCCGGCAGCGUCGCCUGUCUAAGAGCAGCGGAUACCCCACGUCUCGCCGAAACAGCCUGCAGAGACUGGAGAUACUGCCCCCUACAGGUAUCAUGCGCAAGAACUCAAUGAGCGGCAGCAGCAGCGGAUCUCAGGAAAGGAGCAGUAAAGGAGUGACCUUUGCAACCGAUUACGCCAGAAUUUGAUUUCUCUCGCUAAGGAGCUCUUUGUCCCCCGUCCUGCUCUGUGUCUGGAUUGAAGUGACAUCAUUGCUUUCUCAUGCCACUGCUGAUGUUUUUGGUAUGAAGAAAGGAGUGUGUGUGUUCUUCAGCAGGCUCUGACAGGAAUAUUUUUAACCAUUAUACCUCUGCUCAGUAUUCUAAGGAUGACUCGCAUUGUGAGCUUUCUGAAGAGUCAGGGCACUUGUGUGUGCAGACUUUAUAUAUACAGUUGAAGUUAGAAUUAUUAACCCCAUUUGAGUUUUUCCUUUUUUAAAUAUUUCCCAAAUGAUGUUUAACAGAGCAAGGAAAUUUUCACAGUAUGUCUGAUCAUAUUUUUUCUUCUGGAGAAAGUCUUAUUUGUUUUAUUUCGGCUGGAAUAAAAAAAAAUAAUAAUAAUUUAAGGUCAAAAUUAUUAGCCCCUUUAAGCUGUAUAUAUAUUUUUGAAAGUCUACAGAACAAACCAUUGUUAUACAAUAACUUGCCUAGUUAACCUAAUUAACCUAGUUAAGCCUUUAAUUGUCACAUUAAGCUGUAUAGAAGUGUCUUGAAAAAUAUCUAGUCACAUUAUUUACUGUCAUCACAGCAAAGAUAAAUAAAUCCGUUAUUAGAAAUGAGUUAUUAAAACUAUUAUGUUUAGAAAUGUGUUGAAAACAUCUUCUUCCGUUAAAAAGAAAUUGGGGAAAAAAUAAACGGGAUAAUAACUCAGGGAGGCUAAUACUUCUGACUUCAACUGUAUAUAUAAGAUGUGAAAUUAUAGAGAAUAUAUUUGCAGCUAUAGCACCCCCCGGUGACUGAAUGUAGAAAUUGCAAGUGCAUUUUCACCUGUCAGGCAACCAACAUUAUAAUUUCUUUUAUUGGUUAACAUUAACAUUAUUGAUUUGCUCUAUUAUGUAUGUAGUUGAUUUUAUUCCUACUCGCAGGCAUUCAGAAAUAGCGAAUCGGUACUGUAAAUAUUUGAGAUUUUUGAACGCGAUUUAAUUCCCACAGUCCUUAUUAAAAGACUUUUAGGCCUUACGUUUUGCUUCUACACAAAACAGUAUCAUGUAUAUAGUUGACAAAUUGUAAAAAAAAUGUUGGAUUACGGCGCAAAUGUGGAUUUGUUGCUGGAAUGUUUUGCACACAUGCAACAAUUGCACAACAUAUUUUUAAACUCCCGCAUUCAAACUCACAGUAUUGAUUUUGCUUUACUUUUAUUAAGAGAUUUUUGUUAAAAUUGUCUCAAACUAGAUUUUGAGGUAUUUAUAUAAAAAUCUUGAUUCUGAUUCAGAGCCUUUGCAUUGAUAUUUAGCACUAAAACUAUAUACAUUCAGCUCUGAACUCAUAUUUAAUAUUUAAAUGAGCACAACAAGCAUAUCCAAAUGUGCUUGGCAAUCAGAUCUCAGUUCAAUGCAGGAAUAAUUUAACCAAAGUAUCUUAAACCAAAUUUUAGAGAACAAACAGUGUAUAAUUAUACAAACAAAACUGCCUGGAGUUCCUUAAACGCCCAUACUGCCUUUUCUUUCUUCUUCUUAUGUUUCUGUAAAUUGUAAAUACUCAGUGAGUUUUCAUUUUAGUUGGUACUUUUUAAGAAUUGAGUUCCUCCCAGUGGUGAAAUCUGCCAUACAUUGUGAUCUGGCUUGACUUAAAGGCUUUUGGUUGCCUCAUGUUUGCUUUGAAUCUCCUCUGUCUUAAUGCUUUUCCCUUCGUUUUCUAAUAUAUUAAAAGUUAAUAGGGUGUGAAAUGAAGAUGUAAGCUCCCAUUUUCUUAAUCAAAAGAAAAAAGACAAGCAAACAACUGACACGUUACACUUUUCCGCGAGGCAUUCGCCAGUUGUAUCUGUAUGUAUAUAAAAGAUCUAUUGUGAAUUUGCGAAGUGUGGAGUUUUAGCCUCAACACAUGAGGAGGUGAUGCAUUUAUUUUAAUGUGUGAAGAGAAACUGUGAAGUUUUGAACAAUUGUUGCCUUAAAGUAUCUGCAUUUGAUGGACAGCAGGUGUGUGCUAUUUCACAUUAAGAGAUUUAUUAUAUGGAUCUAUAUAUUUAGAUAAAGAGAAAAGCUGUAUUAUAUUAUGCUAAUGUUGUAUUGCCAUGCAGAUUGUGCCUUUUUUUUUCUAUUUUACAAUUUAAUCUCAUUUCUGGAUUGUUGUACAUUUACAAAUAAAUAAUGUUUCACAAACA